AUGAGAGAUCGGCCCGUCAUCAGCAUCGAAAAUUACGUCAUAUACUGCGGCGACGCAAAUGCGAAGAUGGGACUCGAACAGCAAUCCCAUGUGCUAGGAAAAUGGUAUUAUCCAGCGGAGCGCACGUCGAACAACGAGGAAUUAUCGACGCAAUCGGCUCACGUGACAGAGUCAACCCUUCUAGCGCCUGAAAUGCAGCGCAAGCGGAAGAUGAGGACUUUUAAACAUCAGCUCGACUAUGUUUUCGCGAGGAACAAUCCUCAGUCAGAUAUUCGAAAAUCUUGA
Molecule: messenger RNA, 285 nt
Organism: Necator americanus (New World hookworm)
Lineage: Eukaryota; Metazoa; Nematoda; Chromadorea; Rhabditida; Ancylostomatidae
Exons: 2
Coding region: 1-285 (94 amino acids)
Source: RefSeq, a predicted model, not a curated record